UCAUUGUUAUCAAUGACGAUUCUAACGGCUCGCGAUGUUUUGCUAAAAUCAUUUGUUCACCUGCUCACAAUAAGCCGCGUCAUGGGUGAUACGUGUGGGAAAUCUUGUUGGCCAGGAACCAGUGCACUUCCCCCGAAAAGUGAUUUUGGCCAACGGCUAUUGCAACAAUGCCGACAGCUGGAAAAACCCAAUGUUGCGGUGGACCUAAAUGCAUUCAAAGCGUUGUCAAACAAGUUUCCAGCCCAGUUUGGUAUCGAUACCUGUCGGGUGAAGUCUCAACCGGAGGAUCGCAGUGAAAAGAUUCGAGAGCAGAUUGCAUCUGCCUAUCCGGUGAUUCACGAACGAGUACUUCCCCUCUUCAUAAAUUUUCUGGAGCACAAGCUAAAUUUCGGCAGCGACCAGGAGAAGGCCCUCUACAAGGACAUGACAGUGGUGGACCUUGUGCAGCGUCUUCUGGCCAAGAGAUGUGUGUGGUUCUUCGGAGGGGGCGACUACUAUCACACCAUGGAUGGGAAAAUCGGACACGAAGGCUUCGAGUCGGUGGGCACUCCGUCGGAGGAGCCUCCUUUGAAACUAGCCUCAGUGCUCAGCUACGAUGAGAUAAAGUUGGCCGCCCUGCUCUACGUGUCCACCCACUCGGAGUUCAUCAACGAUGGCAGCAGAUCAAAUGCCGGCAAGGUGACACAAGAUAAGAGUAAAAUAGAACGCGAGGGUGUAAUUAUUGGACUGAUUGGAGCUCGAUUCGAGCGUCCCGAUGUCAUGGAGUACCAGGACAUUAUGAUAACUCCGACCCAGAACAUCCAGGCCAAUGGCUACGGGUUGGUUAACUCUUCCAGUGGAAAAACAACUCCAGCCUCGGAUUUGCGUAGAGUUUGGAAGGAGUUCUACGAGGAACCCACGGAUUUUACAUAUGAAGAUGUGCCAAAAAAUAAUAAUGACCGUUUUGAAAGGGUGCCCGAGGGUUAUUUCGAUCAGCAGAUGAUGGGCAAGCGCUAUGCCAUCAGCUUUGACACCCUGCUAUUGGAGGCCCAGGACAGAGCAUUCAAGGUCGGCAAGCCCGCCUACAUCCACCUGGUUGGCAUCGGCUUGGGCGUUUGGAAAGCGUCCGCGCGACAGGAGCAAACCUUCUUCGAAUCCUUCGAGAAGCGAUUGCAAGUGCUGGGCAAACGACUCAGUCAUAUUGGGGUGGUGCACUUCUCCUGGUUCCACUUGUCCCGCGUGGGCAGCUUGUACGAUGGCGCUCUGUUUCCAGUGGAGAACCAUCCCCAGGGCGGCAUCAAGAUACGCAUCUCGGCCAGAAAUCCAGCCGACAAACUGGCGGAGGACAUGUUGCCCGUGGUGACCUACGCCUGGGAUGGAAAUGCCCUGCCUGGCAACGAAUUUUGGGCGAGAAUGUUAGUUAGCACCGGAGAUCCGGCAGCCGCCUGUUCCACCCUGAUUACCGAGCUGCAGAAUCCCCACAUCAAUGUGGACUUCAUGAGUGGAGCCAAUCUGCACAUUGCGUCCGUGGAGCACGGAUUGCUCCAUCUGGGUGACUACGCCAGAAAGAUCGCCUAAAACUAUUUGUUGGCAUUUUACCAGGCAUUUUACUAGGCAUUUUACCAAGGAUUUUACCAGGCUUUUUACCAGGCAUUUUAUAUAGAAGCCAAAUCGAACAUGUGCAAUGGAAAUUAUUAAGCUCAAACUACUCAUUCUAUGUGCACAUAAAUAAAUGUUGUAAACAUUUAACUAUUUUAAAAAUAAUAAAAGGAAUACGGUUGCAAAAGAA
Drosophila ficusphila is the source of this 1768-nucleotide messenger RNA. RefSeq lists its product as uncharacterized. NCBI's taxonomy places the organism in Eukaryota, Metazoa, Arthropoda, Insecta, Diptera, Drosophilidae. The transcript is spliced from 4 exons. The coding region runs from base 13 to 1557 and encodes 514 amino acids. The record is from RefSeq and is a predicted model, not a curated record.